This is a messenger RNA of Misgurnus anguillicaudatus (oriental weatherfish), 1500 nucleotides long. RefSeq names its product nerve growth factor a (beta polypeptide) (gene ngfa). Gene Ontology annotation, biological process: nerve development; positive regulation of peptidyl-serine phosphorylation; negative regulation of neuron apoptotic process. The record is from RefSeq and is a predicted model, not a curated record. Lineage: Eukaryota; Metazoa; Chordata; Actinopteri; Cypriniformes; Cobitidae. Gene Ontology annotation, cellular component: axon; synaptic vesicle; dendrite. Gene Ontology annotation, molecular function: nerve growth factor receptor binding; growth factor activity.
AAUGCUCUACUUUCCUCUGUUGGUCUCGGUACUGCGCAACAGAUUCCUCAGCCUAUAGAAGUGAAGAGGAAAAGGAGGGGCAGAAGGGGGAGGGAAAGAGGAGGCACUAGGACCUGUUGGCUCCUGCGGUGGAGGUCAGACGAGUAGCUGUGGGACUCCAACUUUUAAAACAAUCAAUUUCCACUAAGAGACAGUGGGAGCUGGGCUAGAGUGAAUGGCACAGGACGUGGAUACACAACUUUUUUAACGUUGAACGGGACUGGGCUUUGGAGAUAAAUCUUUGACGUGUGAAAACUGGAAUACAACCAUCUUUUAGCUUGGGGCAACUUGAGAGGAGACCAUCUCUGAGAAAAAUCUGAAACACAAGCCAGUCCGGAUGGCAGGCGUUUGGGGGUCAGCCUGCACUGGAUUUUGGCUCUAGCAGCCCACUGGGCCUUCACUUCAGCUCAGAACAUUUCACAGGAAGUGUGCCCAUGAGGUCAUUGAUGCUGGUCCUGCUCUUCCUGAUCAGCGUCCAGGCUGCAUUCAACAUGGGAGGCCACACCCAGGCGCAGGGGCCAGCCAGUCAGCACACAGCAGCAGAACGUUUACCCAGAUCUCAUAGCCAUCCCAAAAAGGACACACAUUACGAUGACCAGAUUCCCACCGUGGACCCCAAACUCUUCAACAAGCGCCGCUACCGCUCACCCCGCGUGCUCUUCAGCGAAGUUGUCCCUACAGAAAGUGCGACGGGUCCCAGGCUCCCACGUUUUCGGCGAAGGGCUAACGAGUUUUUGCAUCGUGGCGAGUACUCUGUGUGUGACAGCACGGAGCGCUGGGUCACCAAUCUGACCAAUGCCACAGACCUAAAGGGCAAUGAAGUCACAGUGCUGCCACACGUUCGUAUCAACAACAUCGUCAAGAGCCAACUCUUCUUUGAGACCACGUGCCUCAUGUCUACACCCAGCGGGUCCCCCAAGGCAGGUCAGGGAGCCAGUGGUGUUAAAGCUGGAACCUCGAGCUGUCGUGGUAUUGACCAUAGACACUGGAACUCUUAUUGCACCAACACGCACACCUACGUGCGGGCGCUAACGUCCUACAAAAAUCAGAUCGCCUGGAGGUUCAUCCGAAUCAACGCUGCAUGUGUAUGCGUGCUAAGCCGCAACUCAUGGAGGCUUUGACUGAUAAAUUCACUAGUGUCUCAGCCAGCCCACUGCAGCCUCCUGUCCUACAUCCUGUCCCAUCUGUCGAUCAUAACAGCCUUACUGCCAACAAUGGUGUUUGAGAUCCCACCCCUUUCCUUUUCUCUUUGUGACUCAACCCAGUCCCCUCCUACCCUACCUCACUCUGUAAAUUAUUCGUUAAGUUAUGAGGACUGCAUUACAUAUUUAUAUAGUUUAUAUGGUCAGAAUAUAAAUAUUAUAUAUAAAUAUAUAUGUGUGUGUGUAUAUACAUAAACCAAGCUUUUGGUGUGUUAUGAUGCUUUAUUUAUUAAACACCUCACGUCAGUAUGACUUUGUC